AUGUUUCGCAACGACAGCGACGUGGAGGGUGCUGGUGCGAAUAUUUUGGUGAAUUGUUCGGGGCGAGCUGAACAUCCAAAAUACAGUUUGGCACCGCAAGACUUUGCUUUCAUUCACUCCAACGUUUCGCUUGUUAAUUCGCGAAUCGCAGCCACAGAUGACCAGGCAACGGUAAUCGGAGUGGUCAUUGCUGCGAUGCUGUUCGCGGCAAUAAAUAUAGAGGAAUUCAAUGUUUAUGCAAUAUUUCACAGAAUUAUAAAAUCAAAAACUUUAUCGAGGGCUAUAGUAUUAGCCGUUUUAUUAUCCUUUUCACCGUUAAUAAUUGCACUUACAUUAUUAGCAUUGCUAUAUAAAGUACUGUGUUAUUAUAUUAUACGAAAUAAUGAUAAAAACUUCGAGGCAUUUCUCGAUGGUUUCGACGUGUUUUGGAGUUUGGAGGAUGGAGACGGGGUUGCGUUGAUUGAGUUUUUGUGCCACGCACUAGCCGACAAAGUCGAUAAUGAACCUAGGAAUUUAUUCUCCGUACCCGGGAGCCACAGCGCCGAGAAACGUAAGCCGGCAACUAGUUUAUUGGACACAUUGGAACAGUUAUGUUCGGUGCCCAUCUGUUUUGUCGAUGGCAUCUUAAGGAAACCCGACGAACAUUCUCUACAUGGUCCGACUUUGAACGGUAGGAAAGUAUUCAAAUGGACGGAUCCCGAAGACGAUUUAUUUCAGAUGAUUAAAGAUAUAAAACAAUAUAACAAGGAAUUGACUUUUUCGGACGUCUUAGCGACAUCGCUAUCCAGCGGUCUAAGAAAUUAUUUUGAAAAGACAAUGGACCAUAUCCCUGAGGAUGUAGCAGUCAUUUUACCUAUAAGGUUACCUAAACCGGAAAAUGAGUUCAGGCUACAAAACAAUUUUACAGUAACAAUCUUGGAUCUGCCGACCAAGGAAAAAAGGCCAAUCAAAGAAAUCAGAAAUCGAUGCAAGCUGGUCCGUAAGAGCGUUGACCCGAUGGUUAAUCAUUACUUCCUCAAAGUUUGUUACCUUUUGCCGAAACAUAUCCUGCGACCACUUUUUAUCAGUAGCCAAGCUACAUUAAUCUUUAGUAAUAUGCCAGGACCAGACUCCGUUUUGAGUAUCUGUGGUGGCAGUUCAAUAAAAAGUUUAGUCUUCUUCAUACCAAAUAAAGGAACCACCGGAUUGGGAGUAUCUGCCUUGUAUUACGGCGGUGCUCUCAGAUUCUCAGCGAUGGCAGACGCCAGCUUGAUACCUACACCCGAGCAAUUGUCCUAUGAACUCUCAGUAGCAGGUAUGGAGAGCGUCAAAUUCGAGUUUAUUUUAACAUUAGGUGGAAAGAUUAUG
This is a messenger RNA of Iphiclides podalirius (scarce swallowtail), 1347 nucleotides long. NCBI's taxonomy places the organism in Eukaryota, Metazoa, Arthropoda, Insecta, Lepidoptera, Papilionidae. The record is from the annotation of a GenBank genome assembly.